UGAGCUUUGAAACCCAAUGCAGAACGACGGCAACGCGGAGGACAUCACGACGGCAAUAAUCUCCUCUUUACGGUUUUUCCUCACCCCAUUCUUUCUGGAUAACAGUCAGUCCCGGGAGCUCUAGUUGGGAAAAAACCCUUUUGUGACCGUGUUUCGGUGCUAAAAGUGAACUUUGGCGUUUCCGCGAGUUUCGAAGUGGUCCGUGCCGUCGUUGGCCGCUUGGUUUUGGUGCUGGGAAUCAACGCCUGGGGCUUGAUUUGUGCGGAUUUUCCUGGACUAGGGUUUUGGUGUUACUGCAUUGGGGGACAAAUUCUGCUGGGAAAAAGAAGAACAAGCAACUACGCGGAGAGUUUGUUCUGUUGCUGUGUGGAAAAAGAAUCAAAAAUAGGAUAAAAAUAUCUCGAAAGUGUUCGUCUAUAAGGUUGUAAAACUACUAGUGAAAAAUGGGAGCUCUAACCGUGUUUAAAAUAGUGAAAUGUCGCCUAAAAUCGACCCAUGGCGACAGCGUUCAGAGGGGAUAAUUCAUUUUUUCGCCAUCCAAGUCACCUCUGGAAGAAAAAAAAUUGGUAGUGAGAACCGUGAGCAAGAGGAAGAGUAGGCCUGGUUGCUAGUGGAGAUUUUCCUCUUCCAUCAUCAAGGAUUACGUGAUUUCGCUUGGAUGUUGUAAAAAUAGUUCUGAAUUGUGUCGGGUUUGGGAAAGCUGAAAAACGAUAAAAAUAAACAGUGGAAAACAUCGGUUUUGGAAGGCUCGGAAUAUUUGUUUGUUGUGUAAAUUAAUAAUGAUAAGGCCAAGGGGAAAACGAAUCCAAAAGUAUGCAAAAGACUGUGAGUCGAAAAAGCUAGUUGGAAAGUGAAAUCGAAACAAAAAAACCAAAGCAGCUGAAUGAGUGCCCAUCGGAUGGCGCUUCGUGUGAGUGCCCGAGUGGUUAAGCGAGUGCCAGAGAACUAGAACCGUUCUCCUUCGGUGCCGUUUCGUGAAAAGCUCAACCAAACCAUCUCCGGAUAUCAUCUCUCCGAAAACUCACUGCAACCGCGUGCUAGUGAGAACAAGAUGGCGUCGGCGCCGAAAGCAAUUGACGACGAGGAAACUUCCUCCACCCACUACUGCCCGACGUUUCUGACGACGGUCUCCAUCGGAAGUGAAGGCUGCAUUCGCAAUGGCCGUAAUAACAAUUGCCAUAAUCGUAACAAACUCGAUAAAAUUCAACAAAAUCCUGACAGCUACGACGGCCAGCUUGGUGACAUCAGCAGUGUUGCCAGCCCACCGCAUCCCGACCUACAAUCGCAAAACGUUCUUAUGAGUGAUCAGCUGCCAAGGCAGAUGCAACAAUCAUUCCACAACCACCAUAUCCAGAGGCCGCGGCGGUUUUUCCUGCUGGCGGCACUGAUAUUGGUCACCUCCGGCUUCGUCGUGCCCAGCUGUAGUGGGUUCGUUCUGGAUGGUUCCCAGAAUAGUUUCGCACAGUUCCGCAAGUGGUACACCGGCCUUAAUGGAACGCUGGAGUUGGAGUUCAAAACGGAGCAACCCAACGGGCUGGUACUGUACACGGACGACGGCGGAACGUACGACUUCUUCGAGCUAAAGCUCGUAGAAGGUGCGCUCCGGUUGCGGUACAAUCUUGGUGGAGGUGCCCAGAUCAUCACCGUGGGCCGGGACCUGCACGACGGCCACUGGCACAAGGUGCAGGUCCUCCGCAACGAUGAGCACACGACCCUCACCGUCGAUGGGGUGUCCCAGAGUCGAACGUCCCGAGGGAAGGAGUUCCUAUUCGGCAAGUUUGCCACCAACUCGGACGUCUUCGUCGGAGGGAUGCCAAAUUGGUACAAUUCCAAGCUGGCCCUUCUCGCACUGCCGAGUGUCAUAUUCGAGCCCCGAUUCCGUGGAUCGGUGCGGAAUCUGGUCUAUUCCGAUCAGCCGGGGGUGUCCCCCCGGAGACAGGAGAUGCGACAACCGCGGGACAUCAAGUGCGGUGAUUCUCCAUGCGACUUGACAGCCAUCCCAAGGGAAAAAGUUACGAGAGACACGCACAAGCUCAAUCACAGUUACUACAACAAAAGCGAUCGCCAAUCGCAGCAACCGAUAGCACAGCAAAGUCGACACGCGCUUAGUCGACCGAAGCAAUCAUCCUCAGCACUGCCUGUUUCUGCAGCACCACAAUCGCCACCGCAAAUAGUAAAACUGCCAACACUGCCACUGCCACCGUCACGGGCGUCCUCCACAUCCACUGACGGCGAUUACACCGAAAACGCACAAUUCGCCCAAACCGGAAUGUAUCCGCCCAACUACGACCUGGUGCACAACUGUAUCCGCGGGCUGCCAUCGGACAAGGGACUACGAAGUAACGUCACCGAUGCCUGCGAGCGACACGAUCCCUGCCAACAUGGCGGCAUCUGCAUAUCGACCGACUCCGGACCAAUCUGCGAGUGUCGCAAUCUCGAGUACGAAGGACCAUACUGUGAGCGGGAUAAGGCCCCAUCGGAGGCCACCUUUCGGGGCACGGAGUUUCUCUCGUACGAUCUCGGCCAAACGGGGGGCGAACCGAUCGUCAGCGCACAGGACGCCAUCACGCUCUACUUCCGGACCCGGCAGCCCAACGGAUUGCUCUUCUACACGGGCCACGGGACCGAUUACCUGAACCUGGCCCUCCGGGAUGGCGGAGUGUCGCUUACGAUGGGAUUGUCCAACGGCAAACAGGAGAUGCACAUCAAGCCGGCCCGGGUUCGCUUCGACGACCACCAGUGGCACAAAGUUACGGUGCAUCGGCGGAUACAGGAGAUUUCAUCGAUAACCAGCUUCUGUCGGCUGGUGGCCGUGGUGGACGACGUCUACACCGACCAUUCGCACAUCGCCGGAAAAUUCACCAUGCUGUCGUCGUCCCGGGUCUACGUGGGUGGUGCGGUGAAUCCGCGAGCCUUGCUGGGCGCCCGGGUGCACAACAACUUCGUCGGCUGCCUGCGGAAGGUGGAAUUUUCGGCCGACACUCUACGGUUGAAUCUGAUCGAUUUGGCCCGGACCGGUUCGAAGCUGAUACAGGUUGCCGGACGGGUCGACUAUCAGUGCCCCAGUGGCGAUCCCCAGGAUCCGGUUACCUUCACGACCCGGGAAUCGUACUUGCUCCUUCCGCCGUGGGACGUCUCGAAGCAGGGCAUGCUGUCCUUCAAGUUCCGCACAAAUGAACCGAACGGAUUAAUUAUCCUAAAUACCGUGACGCGCCAGCCGAGGCCGGACUUUUUCGCGGUGGAGCUUCUGAAUGGACACAUCUACAUUCACAUGGAUUUGGGCUCGGGAGCGGUCAAGGUUCGGGCAUCUAGACGCCGAGUAGACGACGGAGUUUGGCACGAACUAUCGCUGAGGCGGAAUGGACGUGACGGCAAGGUCGGAGUCGAUGGUCAGUGGAACGAUUUUCGAACGCCGGGCGAUUCGACCCAGCUGGAACUUGACAGCCCGAUGUAUUUUGGUGGAAUAGGGCCACCCUAUGCGGAGGUGGUGAUUCCGCCGGCCAUCUGGACUGCUACGCUGAGGCAGGGAUUCGUCGGAUGUCUACGCGAUUUGGUUCUGUCGGGAAAACCGAUAGACAUUGCGGCCUACGCCAGACAGCAGGAUUCGGGGGCCAUUAAGCCGUCUUGUCACGUUGUGGCCAACCAAUGUGGUGGAUCGGUGUCGCCUUGCCAAAACGGAGGACAGUGUACCGAAGGCUGGAACAGGCCGUUGUGUGAUUGUUCGGCCACUCUGUUCACGGGACCAACUUGUGGAAGGGAAUCCGCUACGUUGGCCUUCAACGGGUCGCAACAUAUGGCAAUCUGGAUCGGUGGCAGCCAAGGAACACGAACCCAGACGGAGGAGCUCGUUAUCCGAUUCAAAACUUCUCGCCCUGCCGGUCUGCUUCUGCUAACCAGUGCCGAAUCUAGCUCGUCGGAUCGUCUCGAAAUCGGACUGGUAGCUGGCCGGGUUCGGGCAAACGUAAGACUGGGUGAACGCGAAAAGAACCUGCUGGCCGGCCAGGGUGUCCUCAAUGACAAUAACUGGCACACGGUGAGAUUUUCCCGGCGAGCGUCCAAUCUUCGACUGCAAGUUGACGGGGCAGCUCCCGUCAGGGGUAUGUUAUCGGAAGCAAUCCUGGGCCGACACAGCACCCUGGAGGUGAAGUCUCUGCAUCUGGGUGGGUUGUUUCAUGCGGAGGAGGAAAUCCAGAUGACGGCGGCGAUGCCCAACUUCGUCGGUCAGCUGCAGGGAUUCGUGUACAAUGGUCACCGUUACGUCGAUUUGGUAAAAACGCUUGGACCGGAACUAUCAGCUCUGCCGACAACAUCCUUCAAGUUGACGGCCCGGUUCGUGAAUUCCCCACCCGGAUCUCCCUAUCAACCGGCAACUUACCGCUCAAAGCACUCGUACGUAGGUCUUCCGAUGCUGAAGGCCUACUCGUCCGUUUUCAUUGACUUCCGAUUUAAAACGCUCGAACCGAACGGGUUGCUGUUCUACAACGGAGGCAAACGAAACGACUUCCUGGCCGUGGAGCUGGUCAAUGGACACAUCCACUAUGUGUUCGAUUUGGGUGAUGGACCGAUUACCAUCCGUGACAAGGCAAGGAUUCACAUGAACGACAACCGCUGGCAUUCGGUUAGCAUUCGACGGCCGGGACCCAAGACACACACUUUGGCGGUGGAUGAAUCGAUCGAGAUCUACACGGCAAGCGGCAACAAUAUGCACCUGGAGUUGGAAGGAAUUCUGUAUGUGGGAGGUGUAUUCAAGGAUAUGUAUACAAGACUACCGUCGAGCAUCGCAUCGAGGAUCGGCUUCGAAGGUUGCAUGGCAUCGGUAGAUUUGGCGGAUACUUCACCCAGUUUGACAGAGGACGCUGUGGUGCCAUCUUCGCUGGUGGUGUCCGGCUGUGAGGGACCGACCAAGUGUAGCCAGAAUGCCUGUGCCAAUCGGGGGGUUUGUGUGCAGCAAUGGAACGCCUACGCCUGUGAAUGUGACAUGACCUCGUUUACUGGACCAACUUGUUAUGACGAAUCUAUUUCUUACGAGUUUGGAAACAACAAAGGGUUGAUUCAGUACAGCUUUCCACCCGGUCGGCAACCGGACACUGAGGAAGAUAACAUUGCUCUUGGAUUCGUGACUACCAAAACAGAUGCUGUGCUUCUACGAAUUGAAAGCUCCACGACACAGGAUUACAUUGAAAUGGAAAUUGUCGAAGGAAAUGUGUUCAUGGUCUAUAACGUUGGUUCGAACGAUCUUCCGUUGGGCGAAAUUGGUGUCAAGGUUAAUGACAAUAAUUAUCACGUUGUACGAUUUACUCGGUCCGGGGCUAAUGCGUCACUCCAGAUUGAUGACUACAACGUCCAAACACUAUUUCCCUCGGGCCAUCAAUCAACCGUGUUCACCUCGAUGGCUAACAUUCAGGUUGGCGGUAAGAUCUCGCGCAAUGGCCGAUCGCGUAUCGAGCGCCCCUUCGGUGGGGUCAUUGCCGGACUGUCCGUCAAUCGACUCCGGGUGCUGGACCUGGCGGCUGAACGUGACCCGCACAUUAACGUGCGGGGUGAUGUGCAAUUGGUAACUGGCGUUUUAGAUAGAAAUGACCAAAGAAUGCAGCAGAAUUCUUCGGAUGCUUUCAAGACACCGGCAAGCGGCUAUCCGGGUGUGAUGGACGAUCUGAUCUUCAGCGGAGCAGGAUCUGGCUGCCGGGGAGACGACGAGGAUGAGUGCACACCGCCCUUCGAGAACGGGAGCGGCGAUGAUCUCAUUACGCCGGUCUACGUGCCACCGACAAAGCAAACGACUCCACAGGGUGGCAAAGGUGGCCGCAAGAAGGACGACGGAAAGCUGUGCGACGAUGAGGACUGCAUACAUGGGUCAGGUUCGGGUGAAGUAACGGAGGUGUUUACCACGUCGACGGCCAAGAGCUCAGAAACGAGUCCCGAGAUGACGUACACCACGAUCGACUUCGAUAGGAAAACGGACGGAACGACUACGCUGACGACACAGGGUCGAUCGGAUACGUAUCAACCGAGCGAAACAACUCGGGAGAUAGAUACGACCAGCAGUGGAACGACGGCAUAUGGAAGCAGUAGUAGCUACGGUAGCAGUAGCAGUAGUGGAGGAAGUAGUUCAACCAGCUAUGGAACAACUGUUUCGAUGGGUACCACUACGGGCAGUACGAGUGGAACGACUGGUGGAACUAGCAGUAGGACGACCUUCACUACAGGGUCGACGGCUGGCUCUAGCACCUAUGGUUCGACUACACAGCAACAAACACCUUCAGAAACGACGGUUAGCUACCGCGAUCGAGAUAGGGAUCAUAUUCGAGAAACGACGUAUCCUCAAACACCAUCGACAACCGAAGACGAUGAGGUUAUCGAUGUUAGACGACCUGAACCGGAUGACGAUGAUGUUGAAACCGAUGAGAAGCCGAGUGGUGGUAGAAGACCACCGCCAGUGAAGGUCAUGGAGCCUCCAAAUCCAGAACCAGAACCUCCAUUUAAUCAUCCGCCGGCAUAUUCACCGACAAGGGUACCCAAACAUAAGAGUGGACGAAUCAAUUCGGAAGCAGAGGAACGAACGGCAAUGAUCAUCGGAAUCGUAGCAGGUGCAUUGAUAGCAGUGAUUCUAGUCAUUUUACUUGUGUUGUGGAUCAAGUCCAACGGGGAUCGAUCGUACAAAACGGAACACGACAAGAGUGGACUCUACGGACAGGGACCCAGUGCAGCUCUGUUGGGAGGAGCACACGCCAAUGCACACAACUCCCAUUACAACACACACCAACAGCAACCGCAUCACCAGCAACCUCCACACUACAAUGGCAACGGAAAUGGUGGAGGUGCCAUGGCAGGAAAUGGUCAUCACAAUGGCGGAAGUACGCUACCGUUGAAUGGAUCUUUGCGACACUAUCACAACGGAGGCAACGGAAUGGGAGGAAACAAUGGAGGAGGAGGUGGUGGUGGCGGAGGUAUGGGAGGAGGUGGAGGGGGAAAUAUGGGCAUGGGCGGCGGUGGAAACAUGGGAUACAGUGGAAGCGAUAGGGGCAGCAUGCAAUCCAGUGGAAUGGGUCAAUCACAGAAAUCCAAGAAUCGAAACUCCAAAGACAUAAAAGAAUGGUACGUCUAAAUGAGCUAAAACGCGAAGGGCACACUACUAAAAAAAACACUACCACUCUCAGAAACUCAAAGCAAAGUAAGAUAAACACAAAACAAAUACACACGAGCGCAUCAGAUAAGAGAAA
This is a messenger RNA of Uranotaenia lowii, 7220 nucleotides long. RefSeq names its product neurexin-3a. The coding region runs from base 1052 to 7105 and encodes 2017 amino acids. The record is from RefSeq and is a predicted model, not a curated record. The transcript is spliced from 23 exons. NCBI's taxonomy places the organism in Eukaryota, Metazoa, Arthropoda, Insecta, Diptera, Culicidae.